AUUUGGCGUCAUUUUAUUUUAAACAGAGAAAAGGAGACUCUUCUCUCUCUUUCUUUAUCUCUACAAUGGAAAGAAACGCUACCAACUGUGACCAUGAACCUGCUAUUCAUGGCCAAUCGCCUUGCUUUUAUACUAAAGACAACGUAUGUAAUGAAAUAGUCUCAGAUAAAAAGCAUCCCUUCUGUUGUCAUAUCAAGGAACCGGAGAUUUGUGGACAAGCACCUACUUUUUAUUGUGGCAAUGAAUGUAAGAGACCAAAUGAUAAUGAACAAUCCAAUAAAUGAAGUACGCUACAUGUAUUGGACUCCCUAAGGUGGGGAGAAAAUAGUUAUAGUCGUUGGGUAUAUUUAGGAUGAAAUUCUAUAUAAUAAGUAAUCUCGAAAUAAAGACAGUUCAAGCUUACCUGAUUCAUCAAGAAU
Molecule: messenger RNA, 419 nt
Organism: Gilbertella persicaria
Lineage: Eukaryota; Fungi; Mucoromycota; Mucoromycetes; Mucorales; Choanephoraceae
Exons: 1
Source: RefSeq, a predicted model, not a curated record